AUGGACCAGCGGCGACCUCCAUACGCUGCUCCUCCACCCCCUCCGUCCAUCGUAGACUCCCGCGCAAAUUCGACCCAACCGCCGCCGUCUUAUCCUGCUCAUCCAUACCCUCAACCGCCGCCACCGGCGCAACAUCCGCAAUACUCCUACCCACCUCCCGCACUGCCGCCCAUCAAUUACAACCAAGCGUAUGGACAUCCACCGCCCGGGACACAGCCUCACCUCCCUCCUAUCAACCAAGGGCAACCUCCACCUCACGAAUCGCGUGACGCGCAAGAGCAAUAUUCGUACAACCAGCAGCCACCAAGUGGGCACGCAACGCCUGCGCCAGUAAACAGGACAUAUUCGCACGACUCGGCGCACCAACAACGAACUCCGACGACACCCGCACAAGCAGGCCCGUAUCCGUCCGGGACAGUAGACGGUGCUCAACCUCCGCCGCAGCACAUGGACCAUGGCCCACCACACCAUGGGUAUCCGCCAACGAAUGGUAUUGCGCACCAUCAUGCGGGCCCACCGCCACCAAUGGCGGUGCACCACGAACAUCAGCCUCAGUACCUUCCUCCACCCAUGGAGAACCAUCACCAGCAGUAUCAAGGACCGCCACAGCCAUCUCCAAUGUACCCGCCUCCGCAUGCUUCAACCUUCGGCCCGAUGACUGCAAGUCUGACACAAGGACAGCGUAAGAAGCAAAUGCGGGCGACGCAAGCCUGCGAACAAUGUCGCCAACGGAAGCAGAAAUGCGACGAAGGUAUACCGUGUUCUUUCUGCAAGGAGAAUACUUUAACAUGUCAGUAUCGUGACACGCCACCCGCCAAAACGGACAAGAACAUGGAGCAAUUGCUCGGCUACAUGAAGUCGCACUCGAACAUUCUGGAGGCGCUGACUACUAAGAUGGACGUGAUGGACGCGAGAGUGCGGAAGGUGGAGCGUGCCACUGCACAUCCUACGCAAGGUGGCGAUGUACAACUCCCGUCACAUGACCAUGAGCAAGAAGCCAGCACCGGACUGAAGGAAGACCAUCGCACUGCGCCACACAAGCUUCUACUUUUGUGGCCAAGCGUUGGUAACCUCUUCAAAGAUGCGGGUAUCGAGCACCUGGAAUCUUAUGUCAUGGCAGCCGAAGAUCGUGGCAUUCUCAGGAUUUUCACUCGGGGCGAAGGCAUCGAUGAGAACGACGGUACCCAACCUGGUGCACCCUCCAGUCCUGCUAGGAGCGACAGUAGCGGCGAAGGAAUGAUCCCGAGCGCGCCCACGCCACCCGAAGGGAUAUGGGGUACCGGGUUUCCGCCAACUCCUUCUUCUUCCGACAUCAAGCGAUCGGAGUUGCAUUCUUGGGGUGGUCUCAAACCGGACAACUCACUCGAUCUCGACGCCAGCACCAUUACCGACCUCUAUGCGAGCUAUAUGCAACAUAUACACAUCAUGCAUCCCUUCCUCGAUCGCCAGCGCCUGCGGACGCUGGUCGAGGUGUUCAUCAAGCGCUACAGUACCACCCGUACCACUACGGCAAAGUUCGUUUCACACCAUAUAAACUCUGAUUCUGAUCGCCCGCUCAAACGGCAGCGAUCUGCCGGCUCUGCAAACGACGGCUACACGCGCAAUCAGUCCGGCGAACGUGCAAUCCCCGAACACUCACCCGGCAACGCGAUCGUCUACCUCGUGCUGGCGCUGGGUAAGAUUUGCCAACACCGAGAUCCCCUCCCAGCCGUCGUGGCGGAGAACAGGCUAGUGGCGAAUGCCAAAGUAUCGCAUCAGCUCACUGGUGUGCAAGGGCUCAAUACUAGCUCACCGACAUUUUCAGGCUUCAAGCAGUCCCCAAGGUCACCGAACUCGGCUCCGCCGACUACACAUCCUACUCCACCCGUUGACGGUCAAUAUUCUCGAAGUCGGAGGUCCUCAAUCUCCGCCGACAUUGUGCCUUUUGCUGGCGCGCGAAAUCUGGAUAUCAUUCCAGGUUUGGCGUACUACGCGAAAGCUGCCGAGAUUCUAGGCGCUCAAGCAGACGGCAAUGACCUCGUACACGCACAGAUGUUCCUGCUCGCUGGACUUUACAAGGGUCAAUUAGCGCGUGUCAAGGAGAGCAUGGGUUGGUAUGCUAUGGCCGGACGCGCACUGAGGAGUCUGCUUGAUCGCCACCAGCUGUAUAACGAGCACUAUUGGGAUGCAUUCGGCGACGCCAAAGCGGAGCUUGAACGUGGCAAGAAGCUGAUCAGAGACAAGCGACAUAACCUGAUCGUGCUUGCUUCCUGGACCUGCCUUCAAUUGGAAAGCGACAUCCUCGCUGAAAUGCGCCUGCCAUCCAGCGGCAUCAAGGAUAUCGAGGAUAUGCUUCUGAUGCCGCUCGAGGUGCCGGAAGAGGAAAGCUACAGCUGUCUGGAACCGGCAGUACGGGACGAUGACUACAGCAAGAUACUCCUGUUCUACACAUCACAGAUGUUCUUACGACGUCGACUCAACCAGGUCCAUCGGGAUAUGUAUGGCCCAGCGUGCCUCAAUCAGUCACUCGAACAGGUUAGGGGCAUGUUGAAAGGCCACGAAAGCAUCCUCAGGGCCUGGCGGCAAGGACUUCCACCAGCGUUACGAUGGGAGGACUCAGAUCCGCCGGCUGCGGACAUUCUCUCCGCACGAUUACGCGCGAAGUAUUGGGGCGCGGCCUACAUCGUGAAUCGACCCUUUCUGGACUACGCGCUGCAUAUCAUGUCUCAUUCCAAAGAUCCGGUGACCAAUGCGAGCGUGCGAGACGUGGCCAAAGACAUACACGGCAAUCCGCGCGAUGAAGCAGAUAUACACCUCUUCCAGGCUAUUGAAGGGAUGGGUGAAGAUGAGGUCUGGCAGGCUUCUAUGCGCUGUGUCUCAGCUGCCAUGCAAAGCACUAUUGCGCUGGAUGGUGUGCCAGACCGGCUGAUCGUGACUAACAUUCAUGGCACCGCUCAUGCACAAUUUGGCAAUAUGCUCGUGCUUUCCGCAACGUGGCACAGCCGCGUGCUACGUCGACUCGUUGAGACCAGAGGCCAAGAGUUCCCGGAACUACUCGAGAGGACAAUUGGAUUCCUGAGAAAGCUAAGGGGGAUCUCCCCGACGUGCACGCACGACUGUCAGAUCCUCGAGCGCAUACGAACGCAUCUGUUCGGCGUGCCGUCGGAAGAACGUCCGAUCUACAAGAACGAGGUGGAGCCAAUGAGCGCGACGCAUUCGUUCAGUGCAAGCACGUAG
This is a messenger RNA of Baudoinia panamericana UAMH 10762, 3216 nucleotides long. RefSeq lists its product as uncharacterized. The transcript has 6 exons. Lineage: Eukaryota; Fungi; Ascomycota; Dothideomycetes; Mycosphaerellales; Teratosphaeriaceae. The record is from RefSeq and is a predicted model, not a curated record. Gene Ontology annotation, biological process: regulation of DNA-templated transcription. Gene Ontology annotation, molecular function: zinc ion binding; DNA-binding transcription factor activity, RNA polymerase II-specific. Bases 1 to 3216 code for a protein of 1071 amino acids.